Messenger RNA from Geosmithia morbida, 1413 nucleotides. RefSeq names its product HIT zinc finger. Gene Ontology annotation, biological process: maturation of LSU-rRNA from tricistronic rRNA transcript (SSU-rRNA, 5.8S rRNA, LSU-rRNA); box C/D snoRNP assembly; snoRNA localization. NCBI's taxonomy places the organism in Eukaryota, Fungi, Ascomycota, Sordariomycetes, Hypocreales, Bionectriaceae. The coding region runs from base 1 to 1413 and encodes 470 amino acids. The record is from RefSeq and is a predicted model, not a curated record. The transcript has a single exon. Gene Ontology annotation, cellular component: pre-snoRNP complex; nucleus.
AUGACGGAACCUAUCCUGACAACCCUCUGCUCGAUAUGCCACGUCUCACCCCCUCGAUAUCGAUGCCCCCGCUGCAGCGCGCGCACCUGCUCGCUCGCGUGCGUGCGCAAGCACAAGACGUGGUCCGAGUGCAGCGGCGAGCGCGACGCGACCGUUUACCGGCCCCGUCGCGACCUCAAGACGGCCUCUGGCAUCGACCACGACUACAACUUCCUGCACGGGAUGGAGCUCGACGUCGGCCGAACGCAGCGUGAGAUGGUCGAGGAGAGGAAGCUGGUGCCCGCGUCCGACUUCGACCACCUCCCCCCGCCCACGAUCAAGGAGGUGAGGUGGAGGCGGGCCCCGGACGGGACGCAGCGUCGCGUCAUCGUGACCCGGGAGCUGAGGCGGGCCGCUGACGGGGCCGGCGGCGGCGGCAGGGCCAUCGUCAAGGUCCUGUCCCGGCAGCUCAGGAGGCUGAAUAUCAGGAUGGAGUGCCUGCCCAUGGGGAUGCAGAGGCGCAGGGAGAACAGGACGACGCUGCAUCGCUCGACCAACAGGGUGAACUGGCAAGUUGAGUGGAUCGCACUCUCGAGCGGGAACGAGGACGGAAGCGGUGACGGCAGGAUGCUGGGCAAGAGCUUGGACGAUGUGCCCAUCUACCAGGCUCAUCACCGGUGCUUGGACGAUCGGAAGCAGCAGCAGAACAGUUCCACGCCGACUACGCGAAGCAGGGUGCGCACCAGGCAGCAGGGCCACGACGGCCUGUGGAAUGCCGAACUGGCGGGUGCCAUGCAGGAGCCCUCGACGGGACGGUGGGUGGACGCGCCCCUGGCGGAGGACAUGUGGCCUGCGGACCGGGACGCCAAGCACAAGGCCGAAUUCGACUACUUCCUCGCCAGCCCGUGGCAGAGGUCCGACAUGCCCCGGCGCGUCACGCGGCUGACCGUGAACGAGACGCUGGCCGACAUCCUCGCCGACACCGUCGUCGUCGAGUUCCCGACCAUCUACGUGCUUCCCAGGGGGGAGACGCUUCCUGGGGGUUUCGUCCUAGGCCCAAAGGAGUACAACGGCGCGCCGCCGCCGACGCAUAGGCGGGGGGUUGCCGUGGCCAAGACGUCGAACAGGUCGGGGGGACCGACGCCUUCUAAGCGGAAGAAGAUGCCGUCGGUCGACAUGGCUGGAAAGUCUCCGAAGAGGAGGAGGAGGGUAGGUCUUCAGCAGUAUGAUGCGGAGAUGGAGGAUGGUGAGGUUGAUGACGAACAGGGGAAGGAGGAGGAGGAGGAGGAGGAGGAGGAAGAGGAAGAGGAAGAGGAGGGACAGGACAGUCAGGGAUUAGAGGUGGGUGAUGUCGUGGCUGAGGAGAGCUUUGAUGAGCUAGACCCGGACGAUACGAGUAGUUCUGGGAGCGACGGCAACGAUGACGAGACUUGA